CUUUUUUUAAACCCCCGUGCACGGGAAACUAGCCGUUGCGGUAUCAUCGACGUCGCCGUCUCUUCCAACGGCUACUUAAAUCGCCUCUUCUUCUUCUUGGAUGUUGUUCGUCUUCUUGUUCUUUCUUUCCCUAAGCCAAAAUGAUGGUGGAAUCCUCUUCACUUCCUCCUCUUCCUCCUCCACUGGCGUCGGCUGCACAGCCCCCGAUCCCCACCCCUCCGGCCACCGACAGGAGGCCCCGCCGGCCCCGUGCUAGGGAGGUCACCUCUCGCUACCUGUCCCCCUCCCCUUCCUCCUCCUCCUGUUCGUCUUCCGAAACCCAACACUUCGCUGCGUCUCCGAGGAAUGUUUGCCCCGCCGUCUCCCUCCUCCCGCUCCUCCCCAAGAAGCCGCAGAAGCAUCACGAACCCCCGGAGGCCGACGAGAAUCAGCCCCUGGCAUCCACCCGGCGCAGCGUGGAGACGCCCCUCCCCGUCUCCACCAAGCCUCCCGCCACCCUCAAGAAGAAGGCCGUCGUCCGGUUGUUCGCGGACAACAAUGCCGCUACCGGUGCAGCGGAGCAGCCACCGCGGCCGGGUGAUACGAAGCGGAGGCCGAGGCCGGGAACCCCGAUGCCGCCCCACCUUGUCGCGGAUGGCACCAGCGUCGGGAGAAGGAACCCCCGCCCUCCCACGCCGGCCCGGGUGAGCCCGUUUCCGUUCGAGGGCAACAGCUACGGUCAUGGAAGCGGCGAUAAUCGGCUCGAGGAGACCUUGUCGGAGAAUUCUUUCUCGGAUUCAGAGACUUGCAGCGUUAGCAGCCAGGGCGGCCUCUGCGACAGCCCACCCCUCCUCCCCCCUGCGUCUUGCAGAUCGAGGCCGGUGGCCGAGGUUCGGUCCUCCAUGCCGGAGGCCGACCUCCUGUCGGCCAGACGCACCACGGAAGCGUGUUCCAGCCGACAAACCGGCGCCGAAGACUCUGCUUGUAGGGCGUCGACCAGCUCGUUCUGCCUCCGAUCCCUAACCCCGGCCAUGUCCUGCCGUCAGCAGCAGCAUCCGCUCAAUUUGAGCAAGUCCGUCAAUAGGCCCCUUUUCUCGUCAAAGCCGCCGCAACCUCCGACUGCUAAAUCCAGCACGGAGGUGAAGAAGGGGAAGAAGGAGUCGAGCCGGAAGGAGGAAGUCCAUGUGCUUAAGCUACUGGACAACCAUUACGUGCAGUGGAGGUUCAUUAACGCCAAAGCACGAGCAGCAAUGGAAGCUCGGAGAAUUGCUGCCGAGAGAUCACUGCACGGGCUUUCGGCGACGAUCGCAGAGCUCCAAAGCUCCGUUACUGAGAAGAAGAUCCAACUCGAACAACUCAAGAGAAGAGAAAGUCUUUCGUCCAUCAUCCGCUGUCAGAUGCUGUAUUUGGAUGAGUGGACUGUUCUUGAAGAUGAAUAUUCAAGUUCUCUUUCAGGAGCAACAAAGGCUCUUAAGGAAGCUUCACUUAGACUCCCAAUUAAUGGGAAUGUGAAGGUUGAUAAUAGAGAACUCAAAGAAGUUCUAGACUAUGCAUUACUAAUGCUGGAAUCACUUUCUCCAUGUGUGGAAAAUUUUCUACCAAAGACAGCAGAUAUUGAUAAUGUAGCUUCAGAUCUCGCAAGUGUAAUCAGUACUCAGAAAACUCUAGUUGAGGAAUGUGGAAAUCUUUUAUCGGAGGCACAUAGGUUGCAGGUGAAGGAAUGCAGCUUGAGAACCCAACUUAUUCAAGUAAAGCAGCACAAUGUAUACUCAAGUACAGUACUUCAGGUCUCUUAAGCAUUCCAACUGUCAGGAAUACCAUAUGUUAUUCUUUCAUUCUUUGAGUUCAUUGAGAUGCCACGGUGUCAAUAAGAACAACCGUCAGAAAGGAGAGAGUUUCCAGUGAAGACAGUGACAUCCAUUCAUUAUGAGGCUAGAUCUAGUAUCUCAACUUUUGUACAUCAAGCAAACAAACAGAGUGGCCUUUUCUUGUAUGGAAACAUUUUUGAAUCAUGGAUGAACAGUUUCAGAAUAAGGUCUUGUGUCUUCUGGUGCUUCAGUUGUUAGUCUGAUUUCUGAAGAGAGUACACGAUUCAUGGAUCUAGGGAAGAAGAAACUUGGUCCCCUUGUUGGCUAAGAUUUAACUUUGAGCUAAGCUAGAAACUACAGGAAACUAGAUUCAGAUUGAUAUUGAUAAAUGCUAUGGAGGGAAAAAUCAUGAAGCCAACUGAAACAAGGUGCCUUUGAUUUGUUUUCAGAAUUGUAUCAAACAUAAUGUAUCAUGCUCAAUGAUAUUUUUCUUUUAACUCAAAACUGGUGUCAAGCCUGCUCAUAAGCUUGGGAAGAUUUCAUCUGUCCUCAAGAAUAUAUGGAGUUUUUACAGCUGCAGAACAUUGCUUAUUUCUAACAGUUUU
Musa acuminata AAA Group (dessert banana) is the source of this 2392-nucleotide messenger RNA. Its product is annotated as protein ENDOSPERM DEFECTIVE 1-like. Gene Ontology annotation, molecular function: microtubule binding. The record is from RefSeq and is a predicted model, not a curated record. Lineage: Eukaryota; Viridiplantae; Streptophyta; Magnoliopsida; Zingiberales; Musaceae. Gene Ontology annotation, biological process: spindle assembly; centrosome cycle. The transcript has 6 exons. Bases 141 to 1775 code for a protein of 544 amino acids. Gene Ontology annotation, cellular component: nuclear microtubule; centrosome; cytoplasm.